UAAAGAACUCGCUCGCUGUGGGUUGUGGCCGACCCCAAUAGUGCUGCUCUGAAUCCGUUGUGGGCCAAGGAAACGCGCAUGCCGCCGCCGCCGCGAUCCUGCGUCGCCUGCAAGAAUUCCAAGACCAAGUGCGACUUUGACCCGCGGAGCGGCAAGAAAUGCACGAGGUGCGCGCGAAUUGGCCUGCGGUGCGAGCAGGCGGUGCCCAUCAAGCAGGGGAGGAGGACGGUGGGUCACGUGGGCGCGAGCAGCGUCGCUGCCGUGGGCGGGCACACCAUACACAGCUACAUUGGCGGCCAACCCACGUGCCACAUCAGCGCCUCGCAAGAGUGCGCGGCGGCGUUGGCGGCGGCGGCGGCGCAUCCGCCACUGAUGCAGCACAGGGCUGGCGGCGGCGGCGGCGCGGUCGGCGCAAUCGGCGCGGAGGUCGCGGUCGGUGCAGUCUGCGCGGAGGUCGCGGACGCGCCGGGCGGGGAGAUCGAGCAGUCCAUCGCGUUCCUCCGCAGCUUCGUGCUCCGGCCAGACGGAGAGGGCUCGCCGGCGCCGGACUCGCUGGUGUUCAUGCUGCGCUUCAACGCGGCGGUCGCGCGGAGCCGCAACUCGUUCGACGCGAUGAGCGGCGUCCUCCGCGCGUGCAGUGCGCUGGGUGUGCCGCUCCGGCACGUCCUCUCCAUGCCCGCGGCGGGGCAGGGGGCGGCAGGACCGCUCGAGCUGCCGGGCGAUGCGCAGGCGAUGCUCCACUGCUCGGCGGGGUACGUGCACGUGCGGCAUUUGCGGGACGGCACGCCGCACCUGCGCUCCAACUUUGCGUGGGAGAGCGCCAUCCUGCCGAUGAGCGAGACGCUCGCCUCCAUCGAGAGCAGCGCCUCGCCCUGCCCGCUCGAGCGCGCGCUGCACCCGGAGGACCGGCCGCUCGCGCUGCAGCUGCUCGUCUCCAUCCCCCUCCUCGCGCCCGGCACCGAGUACUCGCUGCAGCUGCCGGCCCUAGAAGCGGAGCCCGCACUCUCGCACUCCAACAACCACGCUCGAGAGGACACGCACUCAGCCGUACUCGGCCGUACUCCGCUGUACUCACUGCGCGCACCCGCCGCCGGGACAUCCCGCCGUGCAGCGAUCGCCCUCGUCACCCUGCACGGCCUCGAGGAGGGGCCGGUCCGGCCAAAGUUCGAGCGCGUCUCGCGCCGGCUGGUCGACGCGUGGUGCGACUGGUUCCCGGGCGCGCGGGACGUGGUGCUGGAGGCGGAGGCUGGCCGCCCGCCGGGUGGCGGCGGCAGCUUGCUCGACGACUCGGCGUCCCUCGCCGCCCUGGCGGACAAGCUCUUCAGCCUGGUGAUCCUCCCCUCCAUUGGCGACGCCGCGGCGCACGACCUUCUCGACAUGGCGACGCACGGGCAGGCGAGGUCGCGCACCCGCUUCAACGGGCGCAUCCUCGCGGCCAAGGCCGUGGAGACGAGCAUUGCGGGCUGCUACCUCGUCCACUUUAGUAGCGAGGACGCCGCCGCCGCCGACGAGGCGGAGGACGCCGCCGCCGCCGCUGCUGUGGAGGACGCGGGCGCCGCCGCCGCAGCCGCCGCCGCAGCCCCCGCCGCCACCGCCGCCGCUUGGGGCGGCCCCGCCUCCGAGGAAGCCUCGCUUGCACACUGCGCCUCGAUACCGCCCUCGCCGCCCGCGCCCGCAUUCCCAGCGCCGAAGCCGGCCGGCUCCAAGCAGGGCGGCGGCGGCGGCAGGCCGCAGCGGCUCAGCGGCGACGCGCGCCUCGCCGCGCGCCUCAAGCCUGCGGCUUUCGCCAGCCUGCUCGCCCUGUGUGUGGCCGCCGCUGGCAGCGAGGGGCCCGAUCCAGGGCUUCUUUUGGCCGCACAGGUGGGCGAGACCGUUGGGCUGAGGACGCACCUCCUCGUGCGCGCGCACGCCGGCGCCUUCCUGCACUUAUUCCUCUUCAUCGGCGGAAACUUUGCAUACCUCGGCAGCGAGCUCCCGGGGCCGUGCAAGGCGCCCUACCCUCGCGCCCUUCUCACCCUCAAGGCCUUCCGCGUCGCGGCGAUGACGGCCGCCGUCGCCCUCUCGAAGGCUUGGUCCAACGCGCACUUGCCCCUCUCCUUCGCACGUCUGGUGGAGUGGCUGCUGCCGACGCUCUCCGCCGCAAUCGCCGUGUUCGGGAUCGCGUUCGCGUGCCGGAGGGCUUCGCCGUGGGCCGUGGCCCGCUUCGUGCUGUGCAGCGAGGCCGCGGCCCGGGUCGGGAUCCUCGUCGCUUCGCUCCUCCUCUCCUCCGACUCGCACUCGUCGGUCCCCUCCGUGCUGCCCUUCAGCUCUGGAAUCCGCAACGGAAGCUGCGACGUCACCGCCGUCGAGUCACUCCUCUUUUGGUGCCCCGUCUUGGCGCUGGGAACGCGCGUGUGGACGGUGGCCGAGUCUUGUGCGGCCGCGCUCCGGCUGCUGACCUCUCUACUCACAACAGAUGGUCUGCCCGCCACCGCCAUCGCGAAACCCUGCCGAACCCGGCCAAACGCGGCCGCAAGGGCGCGCUCGUGGAACCCUAUUGCACGGUUCUCGUCGCCCUCAAAGAUCCCCGAUCUGGCCUUGGAUUUCCUUCCGAUGGACAGCGAUUGCAUGAUGGCGCGGCCUUAA
Molecule: messenger RNA, 2625 nt
Organism: Emiliania huxleyi CCMP1516
Lineage: Eukaryota; Haptophyta; Isochrysidales; Noelaerhabdaceae
Exons: 13
Coding region: 79-2625 (848 amino acids)
Biological process (GO): regulation of DNA-templated transcription
Molecular function (GO): DNA-binding transcription factor activity, RNA polymerase II-specific; zinc ion binding
Source: RefSeq, a predicted model, not a curated record